Anastrepha ludens (Mexican fruit fly) is the source of this 1032-nucleotide messenger RNA. RefSeq lists its product as uncharacterized. The coding region runs from base 61 to 1032 and encodes 323 amino acids. The record is from RefSeq and is a predicted model, not a curated record. The transcript is spliced from 3 exons. Lineage: Eukaryota; Metazoa; Arthropoda; Insecta; Diptera; Tephritidae.
GUGGAUAACGAUGUAUAUAAAUGCAAAUGCGCUGCGUGCGACAAAGUUUUGAACUGCGGUAUGUGCAGCGAUGGUGCCAGUGUAAUGAUCGGACAGCAUAAUUCCUUUGCAUCAAGAUUAAUUGGGGACAUACCAAACGCUAUAGUUGUAAAGUGCAUCUGUCAUUCUGCAGCAAUUAUUGCAAGUAAGGCUUGUUUAGCGCUACCCAGAGGACCUGAGGACCUUUUGCGGCAAAUCGGUUCGUACGUUUCGGGAAGUUCCAAAAGAUGCGCGCAAUUAGAAGCUCUGCAGGAAAUGCUAAACGAGAAGAAAAAGAAAAUCCUUCGGACUUGUACAACCAGGUGGCUCUCUCAUCACAAAUGCGUCGAAAGUGUAUUAGAAAACUGGGAUGUGUUAUUGGCAUUUUUCAACCAAGCUGUCACGCAGGACAAAUUAAAAUCAACAGAGGCGAUUUUAUUGGAGCUCAACAACCAAUGCAAUAAGAUUUAUUUAUUUUUUCUCAAGUAUGUACUCAAUUACUUCAAUACUCUAAACGCACUUUUUCAGUCGAAAGCACCUUUAAUACAGGUACUCCAACGAGAAUCAAUCAAAAUAUUUUUAAGCUUAGGUCAAAAUUUUAUUAAAAAGUCUGAGCUUAACAUUACUUGUGCUGUUAGAUCGCCACAUAUUUCUUUACCGCUUGAGGAAGUUUUUCUCGGAUUUGAAUGUAACGAGCUCCUAAAAACUGUUCCAAAAACGGCUGCAAACAAAAUUAGAACAGAUUGUCUACAGUUUUAUAUUACUGCUUUGGAAGAGAUACAAAGGAGAUUACCGCUCAAAACUGAGCUAUUCAAAGAAAUUGAGUUUUUAAAUCCAGAAGUUGCAAUGGCAGUAAAGGGAAACAAAAAUGAUCUCACAUUUGAGAACAUUUGUAAAAUAGUAUGUGUGGAUGCCAACUCUCUCCUACAAGAGUGGAGAACAAUGCAAGGUGAACGGUAUUUAGAUGAUUGUGUUGUUUCUUGCAUUAAACAGCCAACAUCACUGAUUGUUUAG